CCAGAUCGGUAGUAUCGCAGUACGUACUGCUUCAUACGAUUAGUAAAGGAAAGUUGAAAGGUUAUCGUUUCAUCACGUUCUCAGCUGAUCGGGCAUACAACGUAGUUAUUAGAUGAUUGGAUAUCGAACACAUAUUUGAAUGGGGAUGUUGGACACAUUGAAAUUCUUCCUCUUCGUCGUACUGCUGCUAAUCACAAUCAUUCUGAAUCAGAAUGUAACAUCAAAGAAAUCAGGCGAACGGGACCUUAGCCAAUUCUGGCGCAUUGAAAAUGCAAAUAGAACUCUCAAAAUGGAGAACCAAUCCGUUCCUUCGGGAAUAUACAGCGCACUGGAGCAAGCAUUGAUAAUCGAAUCGGUACUCGAUUUCAAAAAUGACCUAACCACAAAAUGGAUUGCUCAAGAUAACUGGACCUACUCUUCAGUGUUGCCGUGUAACGUGGAUGAACUCAACUUUACGAACGUAGUUUUAACCUUGCACGGCGUGGAUACGUUUUCUGAAGUCUAUCUCAACGAUAAGUUGUUAGGCGAAACAAGCAAUAUGUUCGUUCGUUACAGAUUCAAUGUUAAAUCGAUACUCCGGAACGAGUGUAAAAAUGGCAUUGAGCUCCGUAUUUCUAUACGGUCUCCGGUUACGGAAGCUUCCUUAAUAGCGGCCAACUACAGUCAUUUGAAAGUGGUUCCGGAAUGUCCCCCAGCGAGGUACAACGGAGAAUGUCACGUCAACAUGAUCCGGAAGAUGCAAGCUAGUUUCGCUUGGGAUUGGGGCCUGGCAGUUCCAUCCAUGGGAAUUUGGAAACCGGUACGGGUGGAAUAUUACGAUUCAGCCAAAAUUCGUGAUAUCACUUUUGCUCUAUUUGAUGAGGAAACGCAUUGGAGGGUACUCGUUGGAGUUUACUUAGAAACGGGCACAACCAGUCGGAGGCUUCAAGGAACUUUGAUGUUCAAAAUAUUGGGCGUUGAAAUAGGGAAUGAACAUAUAAUCAACGUGGAAAAGCAAAGUGACACAUCCGGAGAGCUUUUUGUAGAGCAUACGUUGACAAUCAAUAAAACGGCGGUGGAGCUCUGGUGGCCUAAUGGCUACGGUCGACAGAGGCUCUACAAUCUCUACGUGAAGUGGGAGGAUAAUAUGAUCAAUAGCAUUCAACUACACGACCGUGAAACGAUGAUUGCCGAGAAGGUCAUCCGAAUUGGUUUCCGAAACAUCAAGCUUAGCCAAGAGCGAACCUCAGAUGGUUUAAUGUUCUAUUUCAUAGUUAACGAUGUGCCGAUGUUUAUGAAAGGAUCAAAUUGGAUACCUUCGUCGGUACUACCGGAAAGUUCAUACGAUGAAAAUUAUGUCAAAUUUCUGCUGUAUGCUGCUCGUGACGCUAACAUGAACAUGCUUCGAGUCUGGGGUGGUGGUGUAUACGAAAGCAAUUACUUCUACCAACUGGCCGACGAACUAGGUAUUCUCAUUUGGCACGAUAUGAUGUUUGCUUGCUCCAUGUACCCGGCAGAUGAUAGUUUCCUGGCAAAUGUAAAGGUCGAAGUCAACCAGAAUGUUCGGCGAAUUCAGUACCAUCCAAGUAUAGCAAUCUGGGCAACGAACAACGAAAAUGAGGUAGCAUUACGACAAAACUGGUACGGAACUGAUGCCAGUAAGGACCUGUACGAAGCAGAGUAUAAAAAACUGUACGUCAGUGUAGUGCAGCCUAAGAUUGCAAAAGUCGACAAAUGGCGAACAGUCCUAAUAUCUUCACCAUCAAACGGUGAUCAAUCGAUAAAAGAUGGCUACUUUUCUAAAAACCCGCAAGAUCCUCACUACGGCGAUGUUCAUUAUUACAAUUAUAUUCAAAACGGUUGGAAUCCGAUCAUCUACAGAGGAGGACGAUUUAUUUCAGAAUACGGUUUCCAGUCCUUCCCAGCGCUGACAAGUUGGCCCGUACGGGAUCUCAGGAAUGAUGAACUAACAGAUUUGAUCGAACACCGUCAACAUAGUCCGUUGGGAAAUAUACCAAUCCUGCAUAUGAUUAAUGAGAAUUUGCCCAUGCCAGCCAAUGAUUCAGCUAAUUACUGGCGAGACAUCAUAUACCUUAGUCAGGUAUCUCAAGCUAUGAUCGUUAAAACGGAAACUGAAGUUUAUCGAUCGAAACGAAUCGAGUAUGGAACAAUGGGUGCACUUUACUGGCAGCUGAACGAUGUAUGGAUCGCCCCUUCCUGGUCUAGUAUAGAGUAUGGUGGCAAGUAUAAAAUCCUUCAAUAUUGGAUAAAGGACGUCUUUGCUCAAAAUCAUGUUGUAGCGUAUAUUAACGCAAUGAAUAAACUAGAUUUGUACUUAGUUCGAGAUACGCUAGGAUCCGAUGAAGAAUGGUCAGUUGAAGUGAAUAUUCACCAAUGGAAUAAGUUUAUGCGCGUUGGCAACAUCUCAUUCCACUCAAGAAAAGUUCCGCAAAAUACUGUCGUACGGAUAGGAUCGUAUGAUAUAUAUGAUCACCUGCGGCAAAACAAACUCGAUGCCAAUGAUCACCUUCUUCUCGUCAACCUAUAUCGCGAUGGAAAAAAGAUAGCUGACAAUUUUGUACUUCUAGGCAAAAUCAAAAACGCAGUUCAAAUGAUGGAACCCACAGUGAAACUCACUAUCGCUGCGGUCAGUUGUAAUGUAGCCAAUAAUGUGAUGCAAGUUAGUCUGGAAGUGGCCAUCAGUUCGCCAGCAGUAUUUUUAUACAUGGAACUGACGCCGGAAAACAGUUCACUUAAACAGUGUCAAUUUUCGAAGAACGGUUUCUUGCAGUUUACGCCUAUACAGACGGUUCACCUGAAAUGUGUGGACAUAGGGUGCAAGUCUAAAUUACAAAGUAACGACAUUAAUGUAUUGACGGUGAACGAGCUGCUACAGCGACGUGCAGAUUAGUUUUAGGUUGACAGUAAAAAUAUAUUUAUCGUAAA
Ochlerotatus camptorhynchus is the source of this 2925-nucleotide messenger RNA. RefSeq names its product beta-mannosidase (gene beta-Man). Lineage: Eukaryota; Metazoa; Arthropoda; Insecta; Diptera; Culicidae. Bases 140 to 2890 code for a protein of 916 amino acids. Gene Ontology annotation, biological process: glycoprotein catabolic process. The record is from RefSeq and is a predicted model, not a curated record. Gene Ontology annotation, molecular function: beta-mannosidase activity. The transcript is spliced from 7 exons.